Molecule: messenger RNA, 441 nt
Organism: Olea europaea var. sylvestris
Lineage: Eukaryota; Viridiplantae; Streptophyta; Magnoliopsida; Lamiales; Oleaceae
Exons: 3
Coding region: 1-441 (146 amino acids)
Source: RefSeq, a predicted model, not a curated record
AUGGAUUCCCUCGCACAGAGCCAGGUCAAUGUAGGAAUUAGCCGGAAGAUAGAAAUAUGGUACUAUUUUUGUCGUGGCAAGGCAGAUCGAUCUUCUAAAAUGAAAUCUCAAAAUGGUAUGGAUCCAUUGGUUCAAACGAAAAAUCAAAUUUCAAGAUUACUAACAAACCAGCAAUCAUCCCAAAUUCCAUUGGCAAAAUAUGGAGUUAAUCGAAUGGCAAAUAUCACAAAGCUUGAGUUUGCUGUACUUGACAUCUCUGACAAAAAUUAUUUGUCAUGGGUACUUGAUGCUGAUAUCCAUCUUAUCUCAAAAGGUUUGGGAGAGACAAUAAAAGAAGAAAAUAAAAAAUUCCUGCAGGAUCAUGCAAAAUUACUCAUCUUCCUUCGUCAUCAUCUUCGCGAUGGACUGAAAAUUGAAAAUCUUACUGAGAAAGAUCCAUAA